GAUAGCUAGAUAGAUAGAUAGUUAGAUAGAUAGAUAGAUAUUUUACAUGGCUAGCCUCACAAAUAUCGAGGGAUAUACCCUGUCUAUUAUUUCCAGGAGGGGCCAUGGCUUAGAUGGAGAGUCCUAGAGUAUUUAAUGCUCAUUUUGAGCGACGCAGACCCAAUUAGGGCCCAUGCUCUACUAGACAACUCACUGUCGGAAGAUUGGCCUAGCCAGUCUUAAGACGGUGCGCGUUCAAGAUUGGGCAGAACAGUGCUACUAAGAUCUGUGAAAAGAGGUUGCAAUCUUUUUAUUUAAAAUGGCUAAGCAUAAUCUGUUUCAUUGAGACUACUGUAAGCUGGGCAGGCUCUUCAAGUUAUGGUCUAGGAGGAUUGCUAGGAAUUAUUGCUCUAAUGACUGCAGCACAAAUGUCAAUUUUCUGAAAAGCCUUUCUAUUGGGCAUCUUAAAUCUAACACAUUAGACUAAUGCCACCACUAAGCUUGUCCUUUUGACCUACUACCCUAAAUAAAUUUUGAAUUCUUGGAGCCUUGCAGUAGUUGUUUUGGGCUAUUCCAUGAAUGGAUUUACUUAAGUUGACAUUGACAUAAGUUGAGUUUAUAUGUAUAGAAAAUGGAUUUAUAAAAGGGUUAGUAAAUUCUCCCUAUCAAUUUAUAUAGGCUUCCAAUUAAUUGAUAUCCUCCAUCAGGACUUUGUUUAUGUUCUUUAAAAAAUAUAUGCGCAUGCGCCGUAGCAGAAAAUAGGUAUUACCUGUUAAUUAACAAUAAUGACUUAGUUUGAUUGUCUCACUUGAUUACUCUGUGGUAUCACAAACACAACCAGCGGGAACGCAACAACACAACUUGAUCUGUAACAUAACAACACAACUGGAUAUCAACACAACUGCACAACCACUUGAGGCCCCACCAAGGACAUUCACUAUUGUUAAUUAGUCUACAUUAUGGAGACAACAUAUUAAUGUCAACAUUACCUUCAGUUUCUAACCCAAACCUGUGACAAACUGAAACCAGGUCUUGGUGUUCCAUCUUCGACAAUAUGGUAGUAUAGUAUAUGGUAGUACCACUCUUGAGAUCUUUCAACAACAAAGGUUUCAUCCAUUCUAACUUGUCCAACUGCAACAGAUGUGUUUUUUUUCAAUCAGCAACAUUUAAACUUUUGUCUUCUGACUCAGUAGUAGCCCACACUGGCCACCAAGUUUUAUUUCUAUGAAUUAAGAAUGUCAUUGGUGGCAGCAUAUAGCGACAGUGAAAACGAGAGUGAAGGUGAAGAGAUUGAAGUAACAGUGGCUCCCAGCAUAGUACAAAACAAAGACAAUGAGAAUGGCAAUAUGCUUGAUAUUGAAGAUGAGGAUCAAUGGCAGAGUGUGCAACCCAGUAGCACUAGAACCAAAGAUUCAUCUGCUGCUACGAAAAGUUCUUUGUUUUCAUUGUUACCACAACCAAAAGACAGCCCAGUUAAUGUAAUUGAAGAAAAAGAAGAUGAGUUCAUGUCAAGGAAACCAUUAUCUGAUACAGUAAUAUCAACGCCCGCUUCUAGUAGUAAUUCAAUUCAAAGAAAAAUUUUAAAUCUUCCAAAACCAGUUAAGGGCACCAAGAAGCAACCUGUUAAGAUAUCGAUUCCAACAUUACGAAAGGUUGAUGAUGAUUCAGAUUCAGAUGAGGAGGAAUCUAAGAAAACAAUCAUUACAAACAUGUCGAAAUCAACCUUGUUUUCAAUGUUACCCAAACCUCGACACAGCGUCACAGUUGGACAAAAUAAAAAUCGUGUUUUUCAAAAGGAAACCAAUCGAAUGCUGAUGCCUCACAGUUUAACGAAGAAAAAAGAAGUGAACACAGAUAAAGUAGUUGAUAGUUUAAAUCCAGUAAAAUCAGAUGAACAGAGUGACGAUGAUGAAGAUGACGUGUCAAGUGAUAACUUUUUCUCUCUCGAUGUUCUCUCUGAAACGAUAAAUAAUGAAAAUGGAAGUAAGGAGGUCAGUGUUCCAUCGUCUACUGCAAAGACAGUUACUGUUGAAAAUUCAGGUAACCUGGUAGGUGAAAACUCAACUAAUAGUCAGGUAAUAUCUCCGGAUAAUAAACAAAUAACUUCUCCAGAUAAUAAACAAACAACUUCUACAGAUGAUAAACAAAAGACUUCCAAUUCCACAUCUACUGCAACUAAGAAUAAUGCAUUCUUUGCGAACUUAUUCAAAAAAACAGAAGUCACUUCAACAACGUCUGCAAAGAAUUCACCAGACUUGAAACAAUCUGUUAUAAAUGUUUCCAUAGAAAGUAAUAACAAAAGCAAUGAAAUUAUACAGAGUGAUAUUAAAAAGACAAUUGGUAGUAGCACGAGUAAUAGCGUAACUGCACCCUAUGGUACCGUAACUGAACCUUAUAGCAGUGUUACUGAGCCCUAUGGUAGUGAAACUACAUCUAACAAUAGUGCAACAGAACCUUAUAACAGUGUUACUGAGACCUACAGUAAUGUCACUAAACCUUAUAGUAGUGUACCUACACCAUUUGGUGGUGUAUCUGCACCAUAUGGUGGUGUGACUUCUCCAUAUAGUAGUGUAACAGAGCCAUAUGGUCAAGUUACAGAAAUAUAUAAUAAUGCUGCAACGCAAUAUGGAAGUGUUACUGCACCUUAUGGAGAGACUUCGUUAUCAUAUGCGUCUCACAGUAAUUCUUCAGAAUCACAUGGUUAUCCAACAUCUGGAAGUCUGUUUCAAUAUGCAUAUCAAACUAAAGCAGAAGAAGAGGAUGCUUCACAACCGGAAACUUCAUCUGAAAUUGAUUACUACCAUCAACCGAACCAAGAUUUACCUGUGGAGGCUUUGAAGGCGUUGCAAGGAAGUAAAAGACGUCAUGAGGAAGUAAAUAUUAUUGAUGUUCAUGCUGAUCAAAUCCACGGUGGAAGUGAUGAGUACCUACGUAACCUUACCAAAGAAAACGUAUACGCGUCAAAAAAAGCCAAAAGGUGCCCUUCCAAGAUCACAAGAAAAAAGAAAGCAUCAAAUUACUUACUUGGCGUUUCAGGCGAAAGAACGAGAAAUGCAGCUGCGUCAAUCCUGGGCAGAAAGUCGGGCAACGAAACAACAAACACAAUCCCGUUACGGUUUUUAGCUGAUUGGAAUAUUAUAAUAUUCAUGCGUCGUACACCUAUCUUGACUUUUUAAUUAUAUAUGUGUACAUAGAUAAUAAUGUAAAGUUAUUUGUCAUCCAGUAACUGAGGCAAUGAAAAUAAAACCACUAAAUUGUUA
Hydractinia symbiolongicarpus is the source of this 3239-nucleotide messenger RNA. Its product is annotated as proline-rich protein PRCC-like. Gene Ontology annotation, cellular component: nucleus. The transcript has 8 exons. Bases 1215 to 3155 code for a protein of 646 amino acids. The record is from RefSeq and is a predicted model, not a curated record. Lineage: Eukaryota; Metazoa; Cnidaria; Hydrozoa; Anthoathecata; Hydractiniidae.